Molecule: messenger RNA, 2093 nt
Organism: Xenopus laevis (African clawed frog)
Lineage: Eukaryota; Metazoa; Chordata; Amphibia; Anura; Pipidae
Product: provisional ortholog of CaM kinase like vesicle associated S homeolog
Exons: 11
Coding region: 485-1699 (404 amino acids)
Source: RefSeq, a predicted model, not a curated record
UAACUGGCUUCCACGUACCUCCCAAGGGCAAACUACAUAAUGGCAGUAAGUGGGGCCCUGGGAGGGGAGUUGUCAUGGUAACACCCAGCCAGUCCUGGGCAGCAGCACUUAACCCCUUGUGAGGCAGAAACAGUUUCCCAGCAGAUCCCCGGGCAGCUGCACUUGGCAAGACUUUAUUUUGCGCUAUUAACUCCUGCCGUGCCAGCGGGGGCAGGGGAGCUGCGCAUCUCUUAUCCCCAUUGACACACCCUUUGCUGCCCGAGAGCCGGAGUCCAGUUGCUGCCGAUGCCCGCGUGUGACCUGGCGACUGGGUCAGCCCUGCUCCUGCCUGUGACCGGCUCUGUGCGACUCUGCUGCCUCCGUGCGGCGCUUUGUGGGAAGUGCAGCUCAGCUUCUCCCGUGGGCUCCACAACACGCGCACAUUCUCUCACUCUGCUCCAGCCGUGUCUCUGCCAGCCAACACCUGUCCGGCUCAGAUGCUGCCAUGCCGUUUGGGUGCAUCAGGAAUGAGAAAACCUACAACUGCUUCUCUGAUAUCGCAGACAAAUAUGAGAUUGGGCAGCUCCUGUGCACGAAGGAAUUCUGUGAGAUCUGCCUGGCGCGGGAGAUACAGACUGACCGACUCUUCAUCUGUAAGAAAUUCCUCAAGAAGGACGGGCGCAAGGUGCGCAGAGCCGCCAAGAAUGAGAUCCUGAUCCUGAAAAUGGUGAAUCACCCCAACAUCUUGCAGCUGAUUGACACAUUUGAAACCAAGAAAGAAUUCUACAUCAUACAAGAACUGGCCACAGGUGGAGAUGUGUUUGACUGGAUCCUGGAGCAGGGAUAUUACUCUGAGAAAGAUGCCAGUAAUGUCAUCCGGCAAGUCCUAGAAGCUGUAUCCUACCUGCACAGCCUGCAUAUUGUGCACCGAAAUCUCAAGCUGGAGAAUUUGAUGUAUUAUAAUCAGAAUAAUCCCUCAAAAGUGGUUCUGCGAGAUUUCUAUCUGUCAUGCUUCGAAAGUGCGGAAAUCACAGAGCCUUGUGGGACCCCCGAGUACCUGGCCCCGGAGGUGGUAUUGAGACACAGAUAUGGGCGCCCGGUGGACUGCUGGGCAGUUGGAGUUGUGAUGUACAUACUUCUCUCAGGAAACCCCCCCUUUUAUGAUGAGAACGAAGAAGAAAACAGUGAGAAUCACAACAGGAAAAUCUUCCGUAAGAUUCUGGCCGGGGAGUAUGAAUUUGAUUCCCCCUACUGGGACGUCAUCUCUGCCCCAGCAAAGGACCUUGUGUCGCGGCUCAUGGAGUUGGAUCAGGAGCAGCGAAUCACAGCACAGGAUGCCCUCAGCCACACCUGGAUAUCAGGGAAUGCCGCAUCAGAACGGAACCUGAAGGAGGGAGUCUGUGCCCAGAUUGAGAAGAACUUUGCCAAAGCCAAGUGGAGAAAAGCCAUACGUGUUACCACCUUCAUGCAGCGACUGAAAGCCCCAGAAGGUGCCAGCGGUCGUCUCCCCGUCACCCCCCGUUCCUCCAUGAGCGUGUCCCAUGAGGUGAUGGUGGAGGCCAGCUCUUCUUCCCACACUCCUUCCCCUUCUCAUCACUCGCCCUGCAGAGAUGACAGUAACCCAAACUGUCGUUCUGACCCAUGUGAUAGUUUGGAGCCCCACACUGAGCAGCCAAAGCAGGGGGGCCCUUGUGCCCCUUCAUCAUCCUCCCUCCCCUAGAGGGGAAAGAGCUGCACAAAGGACAAACGUCUUCCCCAGCCCCCUACAGACUAAUUUAGGCCCCAUGCAGGGCCCUGCUGGACAUUCCCCAUGGGCAAAGGAGAGCAGGUAGGGCAUUCAGGUACCCCAAGGGUUUCAUUAGAUCGGAAAGGAUGCAACUGGGGUGGGGGCUACCCAGGUCCUUAUUUAGGGACCUGCAUCACAUUCCAGACAAUUCCCCCUUGCCCCAUCUCUUCCUGUUUCCCAGGGGAGGGGAACAAUUCUAAGAUUUGACUCAGGGUGGGUGACUCUGCACAUUGCAACUGCAUGUUUUCACAUUAUGCUCUCAACUGCCACAGGCUGGACCCCAAAGCAGUGACAGGCUGAACCCUAAUAAAGGCAAAGUACCACGCUA